GCGAAAGAUGGCGGGGCGAAGUGUUGGUCCCCGGGUCAGUUCAAACAGACUCCGGGGUGCCGACUAGCUUCUCAGCAGGCCAGAGAACGCGAAACCUCAUUUAACUUCGGGUCUGAAAGUCUCUUUCUCUUUUACAGAGACGGAACGUUUCAGGCACUCCGCUCCCGCCGCGAGUUCAGCAAUCUGCUGCGUCUCGACCGGACCUCCUUGCCAGGGAGGAAGAAUAUAAUUGCAGCAAUACCCCCAGACCAAAGCAGGCUUCUCCCUCAUCCUGUCCCACUCCUGCCCCCAUUUGGAGUUGAUCCCAAGAAGAUGAAUAGUGGAACUGAAUUGAACCCACACAAUUUAUUCUACCCAUAUAAGUCAUUACACCUGAAUGAGGGCCAGAGACAGGCCAAGAGUUACUGUUUGAAUUUCUACCACAAAAGAUGAGGAAUCAUGAAGAGUUGGAGGCGUUUGAAUGCAGAAUUAGAGGCAAAAACAGCUGAUCUGGUUCGUCAAGCUGAGGAAGUAAUAAGAGAUCAGCGAGAAGUACAAUCAAGGCCGGUCUCAACACAAAUUAUAUCAUAUGAAAAGGAAGACGAUUGCAGUUUAAGAGGUCUGUUGUCUGAAGGGAUAGUUCAUCUACAUUCAGAAACUAAGCCGAAAACCAAAAAUGUUGAUGCAGUAAACAAGGUUCAAAACAAACUGCGCUCUGCAAAUAAAGGAAGGAAAACAAAUUCAAGUAUAAAAUUGAAAUACUCUGAUGUACAGACUGCCAAUGAUGUUGCUAUUCCAGAGGAUUUUUCAGACUUUUCUCUUGCAAAAACAAUUAGCAAACUUGAAGGGCAACUGGAGGAAGAAGGUUUGCCUGAUUAUAUAGAUGAUGAUAUUUUUUGUGGUGUUAGUAAUGACAUUGGAACAGAAGCCCAGAACAGAUUUUUAAAGGCCAAACUCCGUGUUAUGCAGGAGGAAUUGGAUAAUGUUGUAUAUGAAUGCAAUAAAAAGGAAAAUGAAAUUCAGGAUUUAAAGUCUCAGAUAAAAAACUUUGAAGAAGAUUGUGUGAGACAGCAGCGAACAAUUAAUUUGCAACAGUCUCAAACAGAAAAAUAUAAAACUCUUUUUGAAGAGCUAAAUAAAAAAUGUGAUGGAUUACAGCAACAGCUGUCUUCAGUAGAAAAGGAAUUAGAAAAUAAAAGAAGACUACAAAAACAGGCUGCCAGUAACCAAAGUGCUACAGAAGUUCGGUUGAAUAGAGCUCUAGAAGAGGCAGAAAAGUAUAAACUGGAGUUAAGUAAAUCAAGGCAAAAUAACAAGGAUAUAGCCAAUGAGGAACACAAAAAAAUUGAAGCAUUAAAAUCAGAAAACAAGAAGCUAGAAAAACAGAAAGGAGAAUUAGUGAUAGGGUUCAAGAAACAAUUAAAAUUAAUUGAUGUUUUAAAAAGGCAGAAGAUGCAUAUUGAAGCUGCCAAGAUGCUGUCCUUCACCGAAGAGGAAUUUAUGAAGGCAAUUGAAUGGGGAAAUUCAUAAAUGAUCUACUUUAUAAUUAAAGUAUACAGAAUUUGUAUGUCUGUAUAACUGUAUGAUCCAUAUACAUUUUAUUUUACUAUAGUUUUAAUGACAUUUUUACUCUUUAUAAGUAAUGAAGAUAUUUGGUAAUGAAAUCAAAGCAACUCCAGUGAAUUCCCUGUUCAGAUUUAGGGGAUACAAAAUUGAUAUGUAAUUAUUAGAAAAGUAAUAUUUUGUAAAAUAAUGGGAUUUAACUUUUGAUUCUUAUGACCCACUUACACUCUAAUGUAAACUACUUUAUGUUCUGGAGAUUCAGCUCUAGUUCAUAAAUGAUAAAUUUAUUUGAUACAAAUUCUGUUUUUAAGUUUUUAUUGACAAUAAAGCACUUUGAAAUUCUUCACUCUUAACUAUUCUCUUUCCUUAUAGUAGAAAGAAAAAGAUACUUUGGCUGGCCAAAUCCCGGAAGUAAAGUUCCUAAAACACAAAUACCAAUGGAACUGUAGUCUGAAUGGCAAUGCAGAAAAAGCUCUGAGCAGCAGGAGUAGUAUGGAGAAGUUAGUCUCCUGGGUUUGGCCUCUAAUGUAUUUAUAUUUAUAUAGACUGUCCUGAUG
Molecule: messenger RNA, 2099 nt
Organism: Callorhinus ursinus (northern fur seal)
Lineage: Eukaryota; Metazoa; Chordata; Mammalia; Carnivora; Otariidae
Gene: TEX9
Product: testis expressed 9
Source: RefSeq, a predicted model, not a curated record